AUAAUAAACAUAUUUAUUGUCGUUAGGGAGAACUUUAGAAAAAUGGAUUCCAGUAAUCAAGGAUCUUUAUCAUUACCUGCAUCCAGAGAAUCGGAACAUAGCUUGGAAUACAAAAAUAAUAACCAAAAAAAUGAUUUUAAAUAUGAAAGGACCAAAGAAGAGUUAUUUGAUAAUGAAAUCAUGUUACCAAACCGGUCAGUAAAUAAUGUAAAGGAACGACGUGAGAGCAAGGAUAAGAAUAGAAAGGAACUUGAAGAAGAAGAGCGUGAAAAAAUGCAAGUAUUAGUAUCAAAUUUCACAGAGGAUCAAUUAGAUAGAUACGAAAUGUAUAGAAGAGCUGCGUUUCCUAAAGCAGCUAUAAAACGAAUUAUGCAAACUAUUACCGGAUGCUCCGUGUCGCAAAACGUAGUCAUUGCUAUGUCUGGAAUAGCUAAAGUAUUUAUUGGUGAAAUUGUUGAGGAAGCUUUAGAUGUUAUGGAAACGCAUGACGAGACUGGACCCCUACAACCAAAACACUUAAGAGAAGCUGUUCGAAGACUGAGAUUAGAAGGGCAAAUACCUCAUGGAAGAGCUCAAAAAUUAUUCUUCAGACUCUGAAAAUUCCAUAAUUACAUACUUAUAUUCAUUAUAUUUCACUUUUUUAUCAUUGAUAUCAGUGUGCAAUAUUUAAU
Messenger RNA from Ceratosolen solmsi marchali, 671 nucleotides. RefSeq names its product TATA-box binding protein associated factor 11 (gene Taf11). NCBI's taxonomy places the organism in Eukaryota, Metazoa, Arthropoda, Insecta, Hymenoptera, Agaonidae. The transcript has a single exon. Gene Ontology annotation, cellular component: transcription factor TFIID complex; nucleus. The coding region runs from base 43 to 597 and encodes 184 amino acids. Gene Ontology annotation, biological process: RNA polymerase II preinitiation complex assembly; transcription initiation at RNA polymerase II promoter. Gene Ontology annotation, molecular function: protein heterodimerization activity; RNA polymerase II general transcription initiation factor activity. The record is from RefSeq and is a predicted model, not a curated record.